UUUUCUUUUUUUCUUUCUCUUUAUAAAAAUUCUUUAGAGAAUUAUGAACAAUGGUACUUCAAACACAGGCAGCUUAGAUCAGCAACUUGCUGGUAUGAGCCUUAAUAAUAAUACUACUAAGCCUACCUCUCGUUAUGUUCCCCCUCAUUUGAGAAAUCAAUCAAAUCGUGCUGAUCGAUCCGGCAAUGAAAGUGCUCCCAGAAGCAAUGGCUGGAAUGAUUGGAACAAUGGUGAACGUGUUCCUCGUUAUCCUCGUCAAGAAGGAGGUGGUUGGAACUCUUCUUAUUCAGACAUGCCUCGCGGUGGUAACAGAUACGGUGGUCGUUCUGACUUUUAUGAACGCGGAUCUUAUGGUGGUUACCGCAACAACCGUCAAGAUUCUGGCUACCAACGUCGUGAUGAAACUCAAGGUUAUUGGAAAGAUGGUGUUCAUCAUAUUGGUAACCGUAAUCCUCGUACUGAGAAGGAUCUCUUUGGUACUCAUGACGAUGCCAUUACUCAACACACUGGUAUCAAUUUUGAAAAGUAUGACGAUAUUCCUGUUGAGGCUAGUGGUCACGACUGUCCUGAACCUGUCACUACUUUCACCUCUCCUCCUAUUGACAGCCAUUUGUUGAGCAACAUUGAGUUAGCCAGAUACACUACACCUACUCCUGUUCAAAAGUACUCUAUUCCUAUUGUCAAUGCUGGUAGAGAUUUGAUGGCUUGUGCUCAAACUGGUUCUGGUAAGACUGGUGGUUUCCUUUUCCCUGUCUUUUCCGAACUCUUUAAGCAAGGUCCCAAGACACCUGCUGCUGAAGAAAACACUUCUGGUGGCUACCGUCCUCGUAAGGCUCAUCCUCAAGUCUUGAUUCUUGCCCCUACUCGUGAAUUGGUCUCCCAAAUUUAUGAUGAAGCCAAAAAGUUUGCUUACCGUUCUUGGGUCAAGCCUGCUGUUGUCUAUGGUGGCUCUGAUAUUGGUGCUCAAAUCCGUAACAUUGAGCGCGGCUGUGAUUUAUUGGUUGCCACACCCGGUCGUCUUGUUGAUUUGCUUGAACGUGCCCGUAUUUCUCUUUCUCUCAUUCGUUUUCUUGUUUUGGACGAAGCUGAUCGUAUGUUGGAUAUGGGUUUCGAACCCCAAAUCAGACGUAUUGUCGAAAAGGAAGAUAUGCCUCGUGUUGAUGACCGUAUCACACUUAUGUUCUCUGCCACUUUCCCCCGUGAUAUUCAAUACUUGGCUCGCGAUUUCUUGAAGGACUAUAUCUUCUUGUCUGUUGGUCGUGUUGGUUCUACUUCUGAAAACAUUACUCAAAAGGUCGAAUAUGUUGAAGAUGAAGACAAGCGUUCUGUCUUGCUUGAUAUUCUUCAUUCCAACGAUAUUGCUGGUCUCUGCUUGAUCUUUGUUGAGACCAAGCGUAUGGCUGACGCUCUUUCUGAUUUCUUGUUGGACCACAACUUCCCUGCCACUGCUAUUCACGGUGACCGUACUCAACGUGAACGUGAACGUGCCUUAGAAUCUUUCAAGACUGGCCGUACUCCCAUCAUGGUUGCCACUGCUGUUGCUGCUCGUGGUUUAGAUAUUGCCAACGUCUCUCAUGUCAUUUCCUACGAUUUGCCUACUGACAUUGAUGACUAUGUUCACCGUAUUGGUCGUACUGGUCGUGCCGGUAACACUGGUUUGGCCACUGCUUUCUUUAACCGUGGCAACAAGAACAUUGUGAAUGAUUUGAUCAGUAUCUUGGAAGAAGCUAACCAAGAGAUUCCUAGUUUCUUGGAAUCCAUUGCCAGAGAAACUCGUUCUUAUGGUGGCCGUGGACGUGGACGUGGACGUGGAGGUAAUAAUAAUUUUGGUGGUAGAGAUUACAGAAAGUCCAGCAACAAUGAUUGGAACUCUGGUUCUCGUGAUUUCCCUUCUUUGGGCGGUCGUUCUGGUGGUUACAACAACAAUAACAACAAUAACAACAACAGCAGCAACAACAAUAGCGGUGGCAACGUGCCUUUGCAAUAUCAAACAAAGACCAGUUGGUUCUAAACAAACAAACAAAAAUAUGUGCGAUUCUUUUUCUUUUCUUUUUUUUCUCUGAAUUUACAACUAUAGAUCUCUUUUGCAACAGCAGACCAAAAAAAAACACAAAUACACACAUACACACACAUACACAUACACAUAUAUUUCUUUUUUCUUUCCUUAUUACUCCCUCAUUUAUAAAAACAUUAUUUUGACAAGAAAAAAAAAGAAAAAAAAAACACACAAGUACAAUGUGUG
Messenger RNA from Gilbertella persicaria, 2242 nucleotides. Its product is annotated as P-loop containing nucleoside triphosphate hydrolase protein. The record is from RefSeq and is a predicted model, not a curated record. Gene Ontology annotation, cellular component: nucleus. Gene Ontology annotation, molecular function: ATP binding; RNA binding; RNA helicase activity. The transcript has 2 exons. NCBI's taxonomy places the organism in Eukaryota, Fungi, Mucoromycota, Mucoromycetes, Mucorales, Choanephoraceae. Bases 44 to 2011 code for a protein of 655 amino acids.